UAUUAACUUUGAGAGAUUUUGGUUUGUUUUUGUAGAGAACAUCUUCUGGUGCCGUGACUGCAGCCGAAAAAUGCUUUUACUGCGUGUGACAAACGCUUGUAAUGUAUGUUGAUUAUUGGAUAAGUUUUGCAUUUUUGAAAUAAUAUAUGAGCUAAACGGUGCAGCUUUAUUCUGCAGACAAGAGGGGCAUUUUUUAAAUGAUCCGAAUUAGGAUAUCAGGAGACAGUGAUAAGAUGUAUGAUUAACAACUUAUGCAUAAUGAGCCAAAUGAAAUUGUAUUUUUAAUAUGACUGACUUGGUAAAUCUGAAAUACAUCGUUAUUUUGUAGUUUGAAAACUUUAUUUCCAUUAAAGCAGCACUAGCGACAAUAUUGGAGCACACAGAGGUAUUUUAGUAGAAAAUAAUUUUAAAUGCAAAACAGUAUAUAAAGCUACAUCUCUGUUUAUUUUCCUUCAAGAGAAGAGGUCGAGUCCAUACCAUAUUAUGGCUCAUUACGCAUGACGCACAAUGCACUUUAGGCAAAGCGUCAAAUUUCUGUCACCAGGUAAACAAGGAACCCACAUGGAGCCCGAAAGUCUUAUUCAACACAUUGAACGAGACAUGGAGGUCACUCUAGAGCCGUUAUCAGUGACCGCUGACUGGCUGGAGGACGGAAACGAGACGACCGGGAAUCAGUUCCAGCAGCCCGACUGGCAGGUGGCUCUCUGGGCUUUAGCCUACUCCCUCAUCAUCCUGGUGUCCAUCACUGGGAACGUCACAGUGAUCUGGAUCAUCCUCGCUCACAGACGCAUGAGGACGGUAACCAAUUACUUCAUCGUGAACCUGGCCUUCUCUGACGUUUCCAUGGCAACCUUUAACACUCUUUUCAACUUUGUCUACGCACUUCACAACGACUGGUACUUUGGCCUGGGUUACUGCAGGUUUCAGAACUUCUUCCCCAUCACAGCCAUGUUUUCGUCCAUAUACUCGAUGGCAGCCAUCGCAGUGGACAGGUACAUGGCCAUCAUCCACCCUCUGAAGCCUCGCCUCUCGUCCACCUCUACCAAGGUUGUGAUUGCUCUGAUAUGGAUCGUAGCCGUCUUACUGGCUUUCCCUCAGUGCUACUACAGUGUGACGAGGUUUUACUACCCCAGAACUGUGUGCAUGGUCGACUGGCCAGAUGAUUAUGGAGGCACACAUCAACUAAGUUACCAGUAUGCGGUGAUUUUGCUGAUCUACUUGCUCCCUCUGCUGGUGAUGCUGAUGACGUACAGUUUAGUUGGUCGAUCGCUGUGGGGUGGACACAUCCCUGGAGAGGCGUCGGACCACUACCACAGCCAGAUAACAGCCAAGAGAAAGGUGGUGAAAAUGAUGGUUGUGGUGGUGGUGACCUUUGCCCUCUGCUGGCUGCCCUACCAUAUCUACUUUAUUCUGGGAUCAUUUAACAAAGACAUUUAUAAGCAACAUUACAUUCAACAGGUGUAUCUGGCCAUAUUCUGGUUGGCCAUGAGUUCCACCAUGUACAAUCCUAUUAUUUACUGCUGUCUAAACCAAAGGUUUCGUGCUGGUUUCCGUCACGCCUUUGCUUGGUGUCCCUUCAUCAAAGUGUCGGAGGAGGACAAGAUGGAGCUGCAGCACACCCACACCUUCAGAGUCACCAUGACGCGAAGCCACCGCAACGACACUUCAUCCAUCAAAACAAACAAUGCGUAUGCCUCAAACACAGCCAAUGACCUCAACAUGGAGAGAGAUACAUGCGCGUCGCUUAAAAACCACUCCCACGGCACAUCCAAAGCACAUCUGGUGAAGAGGGUGGACGAUGCAAAAUCUUCAGCAGACAAGCUUUUGGAGGACGCCCACUGACUGCUGAAGCCUCGUGAUGAGGAUAAUCUCAAAGGGAAGACAAAGAUUUUCUGACAAGACAGACGAAAACCUGCUGACUUCCAUGGAUGGAGGUAAAUCAACUAUGACAUUCAUUAAUGUGGAAACUUUAAAGGAGUUGGGACCAUUGACAUUAUUUUAUUAAAGGCAGACAUGAAUGUAACUACAAAGCAGAUGGAGAGUUUUCUCUUAAGGCCAAACUGCUCAUAUGGACAUAUGAAAAUAUACACUGGAAAAAAAAAAAAGACUGUUCCUGAUGUUGCAACAUUUACUGCAAACGGGAAAGUCUUUCUUUUACUGCAGACCUUCCUUCUCUGUUGCUGCCUCAAAUUCUACAUCUUUUCUUUCAGCACUUUUAUUUUUCUUUGUCUUCUCUGUCUCAGCUUUGGACAUUUUGAUUGUUAUGGCAAAAUCUUACCGUGGUUACUGGUUUUCUAGUGCAUAAAGUGGAUUGUCAGUCCACUGGCAUCAGCAUCAAGCCUUAAUAUGUUGUUUAUGUCUUUUCUGACUUUUUUACGGGACUUCUAAGAUUCUCUCAUAGGAACUUCUAUUUUCAUUCCUUUCUUCAACAACUAUAAAGCACAAUAAUUAAAAUCAAUCGCUGGUUCCUGACAUAACACUGAAGUGCAUGUUAGCUCCUCUAAAUAGUCUGGGCUUGUCCAUUUUCAUGACUUUAUAUUUACUUUAAGAAGCCAACAUCUCUUUAAAGUUUGAGCUGGCAGCUGGCAACAACUUUUCAGUGACAGCAAAAACACCUGUUAUUUCUGCUUAUAAACACUGAUGCUAAGAUCUUCAUAAUAUUGGAUAUGUAAAGGGACAAUAGGCCUUCAAUAUCCUGGAUGAGCUUAAUUAUUGUGUGGUUUUGUAUGUUGCUGUAUAGCGCUAUGCUUUUCACAUUUUGUUACUGUAAGUUGCUGUUAUAUUGUGACUUUACUGGUUCAUGGAGCUGUGAUGUUUAUUUAGGUUCAGUCUACAGUAGAGUCUAAUUCAAUAAGUCAAAGUGCCACUACUGAGAAGAAUUAGAUGUGAUAUGUAAUACUCCCAUCUGUUAAAUAUAUUAUUAGAACAUAUGCUGAUGAAGAGGAAGUGUAAAUGAAACAGAUGGGUUUGAUGUUUAGAAUCAGGUUAUUAAGUUUUAAAUUCUGUAGCAUGUGAGUAUUAAGAUUUCAGAAUGCAGUAAAAAAAAAAAAAAAAAAAAGCUUUGAUUCUUUGUAACUUUUUGACUUGUUAAGUGCACACAGUGACAGCAUGAAACACCUGUAUUUGUCUAGACAAAAAAAGGGCAUUUGUUGUUUGCCAUUGACAAAAAGUCAAAAAUGUUUAACUAAUGUGGUAAUAAAAUUGCAAUGCAAAAACAA
This is a messenger RNA of Acanthochromis polyacanthus (spiny chromis), 3218 nucleotides long. RefSeq names its product tachykinin receptor 2 (gene tacr2). Bases 508 to 1842 code for a protein of 444 amino acids. Gene Ontology annotation, molecular function: substance K receptor activity. NCBI's taxonomy places the organism in Eukaryota, Metazoa, Chordata, Actinopteri, Pomacentridae. The transcript is spliced from 7 exons. The record is from RefSeq and is a predicted model, not a curated record. Gene Ontology annotation, biological process: positive regulation of flagellated sperm motility; G protein-coupled receptor signaling pathway. Gene Ontology annotation, cellular component: sperm midpiece; plasma membrane.